Messenger RNA from Paramisgurnus dabryanus, 2639 nucleotides. RefSeq names its product homeobox C12a (gene hoxc12a). Gene Ontology annotation, biological process: regulation of DNA-templated transcription. The record is from RefSeq and is a predicted model, not a curated record. Gene Ontology annotation, molecular function: DNA-binding transcription factor activity, RNA polymerase II-specific; sequence-specific double-stranded DNA binding. NCBI's taxonomy places the organism in Eukaryota, Metazoa, Chordata, Actinopteri, Cypriniformes, Cobitidae.
AACUACGUUAAAUGUCAGAUUGCUAUAAACUAGAAGCUGUUGGUCUGGCCCGCGGAAAUGGGCGAGCAUAAUCUUCUUAAUCCUGGGUUUGUGGGACCUUUGGUAAACAUCCACACUGGCGACAGGUUUUACUUCCCGAAUUUUAGAGCCUCAGGGGGACAGCUGGCGGGGCUACCGUCUCUCUCGUACCCUAGAAGGGACAAUGUUUGCUCUCUCCCGUGGAAUCCAUCGGAGUCGUGCAAUGGAUAUCCUCAGUCUUACUUUAGCAGCCCCGUAUCCAUUAACCCAUCUUUUAAUCGAUCUUGUGAAAUAACCCGACUGGACGAAAGCAAGUGCUAUUAUGGCAAUUCCGGCAGUACUAGAGAGUCUUGUUCAGACAGCAACAGUCUCAAACGAGAGGACCGAGCAAGAGAGACAUCGGUAUCGUCGGAUCACGGGAUGCACAAUGGGAUGGGCAACAGUGGCACCUUCUCAAAGUAUGAUUAUGGUACCGAGCAUCUGACCCAAGACCCACCGUCCUGCCAGUCCUUGGAAUCCGACUCCAGUUCUUCAGUGCUCAACGAAGGAGGAAAGACGAGCGACCCACAAACCCUGGUACCGCAGGGAAACCACGCAAGCAAUAUCGCCAGUGGAGGAGGAGGAGGUGCGCCGUGGUACCCAAUGCACACCCGGACUCGCAAAAAAAGAAAACCCUAUUCCAAAUUGCAACUGGCCGAGCUUGAAGGAGAGUUCAUGCUGAACGAGUUCAUCACUCGGCAGCGACGUAGGGAGUUGUCUGACAGGCUCAAUCUUAGCGACCAACAGGUUAAAAUUUGGUUCCAAAAUCGGCGGAUGAAGAAAAAAAGACUGUUGCUGAGGGAGCAGGCUUUGUCCUUCUUUUAGGGUUUAAGAAGACAGUACCUAUGUAUUGCAUAAUAGUCCAGCAGAUGUAUUUAGUUAAAGGUAAUCUGGCAUUAGGAUAUUUUACUCUGAAACUCUGACGCAUUCAGAAACGAAUACGAUUUCAAAAAAAGCGUAUAAGAAUUUUGGAACAAAGGCCAUGCGACCAAAUGUUGGCUCUAAAGCUCCACUCUUGCCAUGUUUGUGGUCUGGUGUUUAUUUUAGCGGGUUUGUGCCCAGUAAUUUUGGGUAUGUAGUAUAAGGUGGAAAUGAUUUAUUCAAGAGUAUUGAAGAACCAAGCUGUCCAAGCCAUCUCUCACUUUAUUAAAUAUUGCAAUGAACUGUUAGUUAGAUAUUCAGAUGUGAAUAAGCUGUGAGAGAGCACUCGAACAAUAAAAUGGGUUCUUAUCCAUAUUAAUGACGUUGAAAUGACCGCUAAUUAUUUAUUAACAGAGUUUUAAAAAACAAUAUUAAAAAGCGUAUUAUCAUUUUGUGUCAUGGUCAUGUCCUGUGGAGUGAAAUGAACAAAUGCUCUAUCUGUCAGCUCCAAACCAUAGACCGAAAUACCAUACAUGGUCACAAUCAGAGUACUUGGAUGUUAAUAAUCUCCCAUCUAUGUUGUUUUGCCAGUUCUCGCUAAAUAAGGGUCUGUCAACCCGAGCGUUAAACCAUCAAAGUCUUAUCUCCGUUCCGCGGUCAUCGCCACGUGUUCGCUGGCACGUUCACGGUCACGGGCAUGAAGUUAGAGCCCCGUCUUGGGCUAUUGAUAAGUAAACUGCAAUUACAGAACAGCUUUUAUUAAUAGAUACACUGCGUUGAUAUAUAACAUUUGAAAAUAAUUCUGAUAAAUGUUACAUCUAUUAGCCUAUCUAUAACCUGAUAUUAGCUAAAGUGUAAUUAAUUAGGCCUGCAGCUAAGCCGCCAAGCUACACCAUGGUGCUGCUACUGCUAAUCUUUUUUAUCUAGUAAAAAUGUUUUUCUUUUCUUUGUCAUCUUUGCAUUGUUAAAGCAUAAAUUCCCCAUAAACGAUUGCUCGUCCCCUGAUCCGUGUAAUUCGGACAUAUUCGCUUAGGUCUGUUUAAUUAAAUCACAACAGCGCUUUUGGGAGAGGAAUGCAUGGUCACCCAAAAUUAUUAAGAAGCGCAACGAUAAAUUAAAACAAAGAUUAAGUCAUUUGCAAGUAUGAUGGACGUAGCAAUCUAACUAAAUUAGACAGAAUUUAAAUUCAUAUUUUCAUCAAGCUUGUUUUGCAAAUUAGAGCACCCGUCACUAUAAUAGCGUUAUUUACUCAAAUUAUUGAAUAUAUGCCAGUGAAAUAAAUAAUAUUUGCUGCAUGAUGAAUCUAAUGGCUGUAGUUAAAAGGUGACAAAAGCAAAUGUUUUCUGACUAUUUUUAUUGUGAAAUGACGCAUGUAUUAUUUUAAAACACCUUAUCAAACUUAUAAAGAUGUUACUGUUAUUAAUGUGAUUAUUAUUGUUUAUUAUUAGUAGUUGUACAAUUAAGGAAUUUAUACAGGUAGGUCAGUCGGUGCUAUUUUUCCCAUAUGUGACUGACUGAACUUGGCGACUGACCUUUGCUUUAACCCUUGUUUGUGAAUCUGUAGAAAGUACAAAUGAAAUUAUGAAUGACAUCAUCAGCAACUAUAUAAAAAUAACCAGUCUUGACCCCCACCGAUUCUUUAUUGUUUUGUGAAUUUGUCUGUUGUAUAAAUUAUCUGUGUUGCACCGAUGUCGCAUUACUUUGUACUUUGCGAUAACAAU